CAGCUCACGGCCUACGUCACACUAGUUGACGUGGAGGAAAAGAGUGUGGAUGACUGCCUGAUCAUCUCGUUCACUGCUCUCAAACAUUCCGCAAAAUGAUCAAGAAGUUUGACAAGAAGGACGAGGAGUCCGGAAGUGGCUCAAACCCUUUUCAACAUCUGGAGAAAAGUGCUGUUCUGCAGGAGGCUCGGAUCUUCAACGAGACGCCCAUCAAUCCUAGAAGAUGUCUGCACAUCUUGACAAAGAUCAUUUACCUGCUCAACCAGGGUGAACAUUUUGGUACCACAGAGGCUACUGAAGCCUUCUUUGCCAUGACAAGACUCUUCCAGUCUAAUGAUCAAACCCUGAGGAGGAUGUGUUACCUGACCAUAAAGGAGAUGGCUAACAUCUCAGAGGAUGUGAUCAUUGUUACCAGCAGCCUGACUAAGGACAUGACCGGUAAGGAGGAUGUGUACAGAGGCCCAGCCAUCCGAGCUUUGUGCAGGAUCACUGAUACUACCAUGCUGCAAGCUAUUGAAAGAUACAUGAAACAAGCCAUAGUGGAUAAAGUGCCCAGUGUUUCCAGCUCUGCUCUGGUCUCUUCACUGCAUAUGGUAAAGAUGAGCUUUGACGUUGUAAAACGCUGGGUUAAUGAAGCCCAGGAGGCUGCUUCAAGCGAUAACAUCAUGGUCCAGUACCAUGCAUUGGGUCUUCUGUAUCAUCUGAGAAAGAAUGACCGUCUGGCUGUGACCAAGAUGCUGAAUAAAUUCACAAAGUCUGGUCUUAAGUCUCCAUUCGCUUAUUGCAUGAUGAUUCGUAUCGCCAGUAAACUACUGGAAGAAACUGAAGGAGGACAUGACAGCCCAAUGUUUGACUUCAUCGAGAGCUGUUUGAGAAACAAACAUGAGAUGGUGGUUUAUGAAGCUGCGUCCGCCAUUGUCCACAUGCCCAACUGUACCGCCCGCGAGCUGGCACCUGCCGUCUCUGUUCUCCAGCUGUUUUGCAGCUCACCCAAAGCAGCCCUUCGAUACGCAGCUGUACGCACCCUUAAUAAGGUGGCCAUGAAGCACCCAUCAGCCGUGACCGCAUGCAAUCUGGACCUGGAGAACCUGAUCACCGACUCCAACCGCAGCAUCGCCACCCUGGCCAUCACCACCCUUCUGAAAACCGGCAGCGAGAGCAGCGUGGACCGCCUCAUGAAGCAAAUCUCCUCCUUUGUCUCGGAGAUCUCCGAUGAGUUCAAGGUGGUGGUGGUCCAGGCGAUCAGUGCCCUGUGCCAAAAGUAUCCCAGAAAGCACAGCGUGAUGAUGAACUUCCUAUCCAACAUGUUGAGAGAUGAUGGUGGUUUUGAGUACAAGCGAGCUAUUGUGGACUGCAUCAUCAGCAUCAUCGAGGAGAACCCAGAAAGUAAGGAGACGGGCCUGGCCCACCUGUGUGAAUUCAUCGAGGACUGCGAGCACACUGUCCUAGCUACGAAGAUCCUCCACAUGCUGGGAAAGGAAGGUCCUCGUACCCCCACCCCUUCCAAAUACAUCCGCUUUAUCUUUAACCGAGUGGUGCUGGAGAGCGAGGCGGUGCGGGCGGCCGCCGUCAGCGCUUUGGCCAAGUUUGGGGCUCAAAAUGAUGACCUGCUGCCCAGCGUCUUAGUCCUGAUGCAGAGGUGUAUGGUGGACAGUGAUGAUGAGGUGAGAGACAGAGCUACGUUCUACAUGAAUGUUCUCCAGCAGAAGCAGAAGGCCCUGAAUGCAGCUUACAUCUUCAAUGGUCUGUCUGUAUCCGUUCCUGGACUGGAGAAAUCUCUCCAUCAGUACACACUGGAGCCUACUGAGAAACCGUUUGACAUGAAGACCGUUCCCUUGGCAACCGCACCCAUCACCGAACAGAAAACAGAAAUCGCACCUGUGGCAACAAGCAAGCUACCUGAAAAGCUCGCACCUUCACGCCAAGACAUCUACCAAGAGCAACUUGCAGCCAUCUCAGAAUUCCAAGGCUUGGGACCUCUGUUCAAAUCGUCCGAGCCGGUUCAGCUUACAGAAGCGGAGACCGAGUAUGUGGUGCGUUGCAUCAAACACACUUUCGCAAGUCACAUGGUCUUCCAGUUCGACUGCACAAACACGCUCAACGACCAGCUGCUGCAGCGGGUUAUGGUUCAGAUGGAGCCUUCAGAAGCAUACGAGGUGCUGCAUUACGUACCCGCGGCCAACCUUGCAUACAGCCAGCCGGGCUCCUGUUACAGUCUGGUGCGGUUACCGGAGGACGACCCCACAGCAGUCUCGUGCACAUUCAGCUGUACGAUGAAAUAUCUGGUCAGGGACUGCGAUCCAAACACAGGAGAUCCUGAUGAUGAUGGUUAUGACGAUGAAUAUGUGCUGGAAGAUUUAGAGGUAACGGUAGCUGACCACAUACAGAAGGUAUUAAAGCCCAACUUCGGUGCGGCGUGGGAAGAGGUUGGUGAUGAGUUUGAGAAGGAAGAGACAUUCGCUCUGUCUACAGUCAGAACUCUAGAUGAGGCUGUAAAUAACAUCAUCACCUUCUUAGGCAUGCAGCCCUGCGAGCGCUCCGACAAAGUCCCUGAAAACAAGAACUCGCACGUUUUGUUCUUGGCUGGUGUUUUCAGGGGAGGUCAUGAUGUGCUGGUAAGGGCGCGGCUGGCUCUGGCUGAUGGGGUCACUAUGCAGGUGACGGUUAGGAGCACAGAUGAGAACGUGGUCGAUGUCAUCCUGGCAUCUGUUGGCUAACUGGACAACUUUGUGACCCGGUCACAUGCCAAUCAUUAAUGUUUUUUUAUAUAUAUAUGUCUAUUAUUAGACCCUGAUACGUGGAGUAUAUGUGAUUUCAUUUUUUUCACUACUAUCUCUCUGGCUCAACACAGUUUGUGAAAACAAAAUUAAGGUAAUGGCACUCAUGAAACAUCCUGUUAAUAUAUUUGACUUGCAUCACAGAGCUUUUUAAAUAGCAUGCGACUGUGGUGGAAUAAGAUCCUGUAUUUGAGUUUGCUUGGCCUUGUGCCAUCUCUAAUGGGAAACAAAUACUACAUGUGCAUUAAAACAGUUUAUUCUUUAUCAAUAAAAAAACGAUGCAAAGCACGAA
Molecule: messenger RNA, 3069 nt
Organism: Paramisgurnus dabryanus
Lineage: Eukaryota; Metazoa; Chordata; Actinopteri; Cypriniformes; Cobitidae
Gene: copg2
Product: COPI coat complex subunit gamma 2
Biological process (GO): protein secretion; organelle transport along microtubule; intra-Golgi vesicle-mediated transport
Cellular component (GO): endoplasmic reticulum-Golgi intermediate compartment; Golgi membrane; COPI vesicle coat
Molecular function (GO): structural molecule activity
Source: RefSeq, a predicted model, not a curated record